Messenger RNA from Cantharellus anzutake, 360 nucleotides. RefSeq lists its product as uncharacterized. Lineage: Eukaryota; Fungi; Basidiomycota; Agaricomycetes; Cantharellales; Hydnaceae. The transcript has 2 exons. The coding region runs from base 42 to 287 and encodes 81 amino acids. The record is from RefSeq and is a predicted model, not a curated record.
AGUGCCACAUCAGGAAUGCCAAGGGAUGCAUUCAGAGGCUGAUGAAGGGAGGGUGCACGACGAGGCGCGCCAACAUCGCCGUUGUUGCGCUGUGGCUUAGCCUGAUAGUGUCAACAGUUCUUACGCCAGUCAUCACACAAUCCGGGAGUAACCUACUUUUGCCGACGACCCACUUGCCGCGAUCGGUGAAUAUAUUGUCGUUGGUUCAACUUGGACCACUAGAACUAGUAGUACUGCCACUUCAAGGACACUUUCCACUCCGCAAAGGACAAUUGCAUAUAUCCUAAGCCGUCAGGGGUGCUCUCUCACAUUCCUGGCGGUAACUUGCUCGCCGUAUUGUGACUGAAAUGUAUUACUGGC